This is a messenger RNA of Sphaerodactylus townsendi, 1722 nucleotides long. Its product is annotated as basic proline-rich protein-like. NCBI's taxonomy places the organism in Eukaryota, Metazoa, Chordata, Lepidosauria, Squamata, Sphaerodactylidae. The transcript is spliced from 4 exons. The annotation marks the transcript as partial. The record is from RefSeq and is a predicted model, not a curated record.
CCCCCACCCCCCCCCCCCCCCACCCCCCCCCCCCCCCACCCCCCCCCCCCCCCACCCCCCCCCCCCCCCACCCCCCCCCCCCCCCACCCCCCCCCCCCCCCACCCCCCCCCCCCCCCACCCCCCCCCCCCCCCACCCCCCCCCCCCCCCACCCCCCCCCCCCCCCACCCCCCCCCCCCCCCACCCCCCCCCCCCCCCACCCCCCCCCCCCCCCACCCCCCCCCCCCCCCACCCCCCCCCCCCCCCACCCCCCCCCCCCCCCACCCCCCCCCCCCCCCACCCCCCCCCCCCCCCACCCCCCCCCCCCCCCACCCCCCCCCCCCCCCACCCCCCCCCCCCCCCACCCCCCCCCCCCCCCACCCCCCCCCCCCCCCACCCCCCCCCCCCCCCACCCCCCCCCCCCCCCACCCCCCCCCCCCCCCACCCCCCCCCCCCCCCACCCCCCCCCCCCCCCACCCCCCCCCCCCCCCACCCCCCCCCCCCCCCACCCCCCCCCCCCCCCACCCCCCCCCCCCCCCACCCCCCCCCCCCCCCACCCCCCCCCCCCCCCACCCCCCCCCCCCCCCACCCCCCCCCCCCCCCACCCCCCCCCCCCCCCACCCCCCCCCCCCCCCACCCCCCCCCCCCCCCACCCCCCCCCCCCCCCACCCCCCCCCCCCCCCACCCCCCCCCCCCCCCACCCCCCCCCCCCCCCACCCCCCCCCCCCCCCACCCCCCCCCCCCCCCACCCCCCCCCCCCCCCACCCCCCCCCCCCCCCACCCCCCCCCCCCCCCACCCCCCCCCCCCCCCACCCCCCCCCCCCCCCACCCCCCCCCCCCCCCACCCCCCCCCCCCCCCACCCCCCCCCCCCCCCACCCCCCCCCCCCCCCACCCCCCCCCCCCCCCACCCCCCCCCCCCCCCACCCCCCCCCCCCCCCACCCCCCCCCCCCCCCACCCCCCCCCCCCCCCACCCCCCCCCCCCCCCACCCCCCCCCCCCCCCACCCCCCCCCCCCCCCACCCCCCCCCCCCCCCACCCCCCCCCCCCCCCACCCCCCCCCCCCCCCACCCCCCCCCCCCCCCACCCCCCCCCCCCCCCACCCCCCCCCCCCCCCACCCCCCCCCCCCCCCACCCCCCCACCCCCCCCCCCCCCCACCCCCCCCCCCCCCCACCCCCCCCCCCCCCCACCCCCCCCCCCCCCCACCCCCCCCCCCCCCCACCCCCCCCCCCCCCCACCCCCCCCCCCCCCCACCCCCCCCCCCCCCCACCCCCCCCCCCCCCCACCCCCCCCCCCCCCCACCCCCCCCCCCCCCCACCCCCCCCCCCCCCCACCCCCCCCCCCCCCCACCCCCCCCCCCCCCCACCCCCCCCCCCCCCCACCCCCCCCCCCCCCCACCCCCCCCCCCCCCCACCCCCCCCCCCCCCCACCCCCCCCCCCCCCCACCCCCCCCCCCCCCCACCCCCCCCCCCCCCCACCCCCCCCCCCCCCCACCCCCCCCCCCCCCCACCCCCCCCCCCCCCCACCCCCCCCCCCCCCCACCCCCCCCCCCCCCCACCCCCCCCCCCCCCCACCCCCCCCCCCCCCCACCCCCCCCCCCCCCCACCCCCCCCCCCCCCCACCCCCCCCUCCAGUCCACUGUGCCCGACCCCAGUUUGGCUGCCCUUGCAUUGCUGCCACCAGACAACCUCACCCUCUUUGUCCUGGCCCUGAAACCCACUUCGCUACUCCUAAGAGUCAGUUAA